Messenger RNA from Morone saxatilis (striped sea-bass), 1970 nucleotides. RefSeq lists its product as uncharacterized. The transcript is spliced from 6 exons. Gene Ontology annotation, biological process: positive regulation of proton-transporting ATP synthase activity, rotational mechanism; peptidyl-lysine trimethylation; regulation of mitochondrial ATP synthesis coupled proton transport. Bases 53 to 703 code for a protein of 216 amino acids. The record is from RefSeq and is a predicted model, not a curated record. Gene Ontology annotation, cellular component: mitochondrion. Gene Ontology annotation, molecular function: protein-lysine N-methyltransferase activity. Lineage: Eukaryota; Metazoa; Chordata; Actinopteri; Moronidae.
UGUGCGCAGGCUGCUGGGUGCGCAGACGACGGGGGCGGGUCAGUUUGCAAUUAUGGAGGACUCCAUUGAGAUAAUUCUUCAAGACCGUGGCAGGGUCCUUUCUACCAGCAGACCCCAUCCUGUCCUGUCAACCUGCGUGGGCGCUCUGCUCACAGGCGCGUAUGGAGUAUGGAGCCUGUUUGCUUUGCCUGGCUUUCGCAAAAUCCCGUGGAGCCUCAAGGUUCCUUAUUUGCCCUCUAGUAAAGAUCAGACACUGAACAUUAUGAAGCUGCUUGAGGGACGAACAGGUCGCUUAGCAGACCUGGGAUCAGGAGAUGGAAGGGUGGUUCUUGCAGCCUCUUCUGCUGGUUUGCAGUGCACAGGGUUUGAGAUUAACGGCAUUUUAGUUGCCUAUGCCAGGAGCAAGGUCCACUGGAAAGGAGUGCCCUCGAACCAGGCGACCUUUGUUAAAAAGGACUUUUGGAAGACUGAUUUAUCUGCGUACAACAAUGUGACAGCUUUCCUCGCUCCAGGAGUGAUGGAGUUGCUGGGUGAGAAGCUUUUGAAAGAGCUUCCUGAUGAUGCGCGUGUCAUUGCUUGUCGUUUUCCUUUCCCCAACUGGCCACAGCAAUCUUCUGUCGGCUCCGGUCUUGACCAGACUUUUGCUUAUGACAUUAGCAGUGUGCGCUCACAUCUGAGAAAAGUAUCAAACACAGUGGGGUAAUAAGUCACAUGUUUCUUGGUUGUUUUGUUUUCCAGCACUGUUACAGCUGUAGAGAACAGCUGUGACUCUCCAUUUGGUGUCAAGGACUCCCAAAUUGAUACACAUCAGGCUGCGUACCUGUAUUUGAUAAGAUGUAGUCUCAGGAAUCCCUGUCUGAUAAGAAAUAGUUUUUCCAUAACUGUCUAUUCUGUAGAUUGGCAGAUUGACAGUGAAUAGUGUGAAAGAAUAAUAAUUUUUAUAUAUUCUCUCAUUGGGAUAACUUUUAGUCAAUGAAAAUGGAGUGAAAUUAAAAUAUUCCCCAUGUUUCUGGGGACCUCCUGGAACCACCUCAAAGACCCUCCAGAAACUUUAAUGUUUUCUUACACCAGAAAUGAACAAAGACAAACAAAAAAACAAAAAACACAUUUUGGGGUGCCCUGGUAGCUUACCUGGUAGAGCGUGCCCCCCAUACACUAAUUCCUUUCUGCAGCGGCCCAGGUUGAAUUCCAACCUGCAGCCCUUUACUGCAUAUCGUCCUCUCUCUCUCCCCAACUUCCUGUCUCUCUCUGGCUGUAACUAUGCAAAUAGUGGCAUAAAAGCAGCAAACUUAAAUAAAUUGGUGAUAUCUGUCUGUUAUGAACACUGAUCAGGAGUGAUCCUUUUUCAAAGAUGACUUUGAACAUUGCGAGGAUGAGAGGAACUAUGUCAAAGUAAGAUGUCAGGAUGAUUUUGACAUCACUUAGUCCCUGCAGUAUUUAAUCUUUGCACUGUAAGAACAGACUGAACCUUUGCCAUAUUACCGACUGUCUUAUAAAAACCAUCAUGCUCUUCUGUCCCCAAUAUGGCUCUAGCUCCCUUUGUAAGAGCUCUUUCACUACAAAUCAUUUUACUUCCGCAUCAACACUAAUAAACCUCUUCAGCAGCAAGCUACAGCAGGGAUUGUCAGGGUCAUAGUUUCGUCCUACUUUCCUUUUGUGGAGUUGUAAUUACAUUUGUAUGUUAUGUUCACUUGUGUUUAUUCAAAAAAUGAAUGCCUAUGUCUACAGCUCAAGGCCAUUGUGAGAUUUGUUCCAUUGGUCUCCCAGAGAGCCACUGAGGGUUAGGAACAUGGACAGCAUGUUUAGAUGUUGUGCACAACCACCUCACAGGUGGUCUAAAAUAAUUAUCUAUGUCUGCUGACCCUUGAGGGUCAUAUGGAAUAUUUAACUGGAUAGAGAAAUAUGCAUUUUAGUCUGAGAACCAUGGUUAUGUGUUGACAAUAAAACUAAAAUAGAUUUUAAUAAACAGA